Caenorhabditis remanei is the source of this 300-nucleotide messenger RNA. RefSeq lists its product as uncharacterized. The transcript has 3 exons. The coding region runs from base 1 to 300 and encodes 99 amino acids. NCBI's taxonomy places the organism in Eukaryota, Metazoa, Nematoda, Chromadorea, Rhabditida, Rhabditidae. The record is from RefSeq and is a predicted model, not a curated record.
AUGUCGACCCACCAAAAAAGUGCCCUCCAACAAGAAGUUGUUGAAUCCCCGGAUGGCCAAGGAGCCCUACUCAAAGAAGAAGAGGAAAAGUUUUGGAAGGAAUUGCAAACUCUCCAAGCUCAAGCACCACCAAAGCAUCAAGUAGAGCCCCAACCAGAAGAACCACAGAAGAAGAUCAAAAUCUCGGAUAUUCCUGAAGUUGUGUUGGAAGAGGAUGAGGAUAUCCCGGACGGUCAAGGUAUUCUUCUGGAGCGUCAGGCGGCACUGUUUGCUGCGGAGUUGGAGAAACAAUUCAAUUAA